Messenger RNA from Limanda limanda (common dab), 2205 nucleotides. RefSeq names its product potassium channel, subfamily K, member 6 (gene kcnk6). Gene Ontology annotation, biological process: potassium ion transmembrane transport; stabilization of membrane potential. Bases 90 to 1031 code for a protein of 313 amino acids. Gene Ontology annotation, cellular component: membrane. The record is from RefSeq and is a predicted model, not a curated record. The transcript is spliced from 3 exons. NCBI's taxonomy places the organism in Eukaryota, Metazoa, Chordata, Actinopteri, Pleuronectiformes, Pleuronectidae. Gene Ontology annotation, molecular function: potassium ion leak channel activity.
UCGGAGCAGCAGGCGCAGCGGCCUCGGACUCAGGGAGUGAAUCUCUGUGCGCAGCUCCACUGAUGAGGAUCCGGCAGUGAAGAGCAGACAUGCAUUCUGUGGGCAAGUCGUGGCUGCUGCUGACAGGCUUCAUCCUCUUCUACAUCAUCUACCUGAUGUUCGGAGCCCUGGUGUUCUCCAGCAUCGAGCGGCCGGUGGAGGACAGGCUGCGCCGGGACAUGGACGCGCUGAAGCAGGACUUUCUCAACCAGAGCUGCGUCAACGCCGCGUCGCUGGAACUCUUCCUGGUGAAAGUGCUCACGGCCAACAAGUACGGUGUCUCCGUGCUCAGGAACUCCUCCGUCACCUCCAACUGGGACCUGGCCUCCUCCAUGUUCUUCGCCAACACCCUGGUCACGACUGUGGGUUAUGGUCACACCACUCCUCUGUCCGACACUGGGAAGGCCUUCUCCAUCCUCUACGCCCUGAUCGGCGUCCCCUUCACCAUGCUGGUCCUCACCGCCUGCGUCCAGCGGCUCAUGUUCCCUCUGGUGCUCGCUCCCGUCGGCCUCCUGCAGCGUUCGGGGAUGGAGCCUCGGCCGGCCACCGCCGUCCACUUCCUGUUGCUGCUGGUGCUCGUGGUGCUGUGCUUCUUCUUGGCUCCGGCCGCGGUGUUCAGCACGCUGGAGGUGUCCUGGUCCUUCUUGGACGGCGUGUACUUCAGCUUCAUCUCGCUGUGCACCAUCGGACUCGGGGAUUUCGUUCCGGGGACGGAGCCUGGACAGAAGUACAGGCAGCUGUACCAGGUCUCUGUCAUGGUCUACCUGUUUGUGGGUCUGAUGAUGAUGUACCUCCUGCUGCGCACCUUCCACAAAAUGGCCGACCUGCACGGCCUGACCACCUUCCUGCAGCUGCCGCGCUGCGAGGAGCACGACCAGGACGAGGACCGGGAGCCCAUCGUGGAGGCUCCGCCCUACCUGAUGGACAAGGCCGCCAGUAAACCCCUGGAGCCGGGGUCCCAGCCCUCGUACAACACCAUCAACAAGGGCUGAGCCGUGUGGCGUCGGAGAAAGGAAACAGACGCUCUACCUCUGCCGGUCCCUCGGUCUUAAAGCAGCAAUUAACCCCCCCCUCACCGGUCGGCUGAAUCUGAAUUCUUCUCAUUUUGUUUCCCUACGAAGAGAGCGGAGCGAUAACGAGGAGUUGAGAUGAGAGUUUUGAGAUUCAGCCUCAGUGAGAGGACGGACGGACAGCCUGAUUGGUCGUGACAUCACUUCCUGAACAUGUAAAAGGACUUUGCCAAACUGACGACGGCACAACUGUUCCUGUUAAACACUGGUGUCACACAGAAUCUCCUCCAAGUCGCAUAUGAACCAGAACUGUAUCUACCUGGUGGUUUGGUUGAUUUUUAUCCUGCGUGUUUCUUUUGUUUUCUUGUCACGUGUAUUUUUGUGCCGUAGGAUUGUGUCGCUCGUUCAGGACCAACAAAUAUCUCAUUCAUAAAACAGCUGAAACUUAAACUUUGCAUUUUAUGAAAAUUGUAUCUAAUCUGUAGUUGUUUUUCUUUGAGGGGCGUGUAUCGCUAGCUCCUCCUCUUUAUAUGUGACACGUGCACAUCAUGGUCCAGACGCCUCCAGACUCUUCACUGCACUGUCAACUCGUGUUUCUGAUUCUCGGGCUGGUUCGGCCUAAUGAACUAAUUAGUCUGUUGCUAUUUCAGGUCUAAAAUACUGUUCUCAUUGGGAUCUGAGCUUUUUAGAUGUGGGACCUGUUUCUUAUUCAAUCAGAUUUCAUUUGAAAACAUUGCAACAGUCUCAAACAGGGAAGAAACUACAGAGGAACCGUGUGUUUGCUGCAAGACAUGUUCUGUCCUCCUUUAUGGUGCCGCCCCCUGGUGUCUGCAUGUGUGCAGUGCCACGCCUCCAGAACAGUAGCUAAUAAAUAGGGUUAAAGGGUCGCAAAAGAGGGACUGCAGAGGAGAAGAGGAUGGAAAAGAAGUGUGGAUGAAAAACCAAAUGUUUCUGUAAAGUGUGAUUCAUAGUGCAUGGAUCUGAUCCAUCAGAGGAGAAACGAACACUUGAAAUGCACUUUAAUGUUCACACGAGUUGUUGUAGUCGAGCAGGUUAAUUACAUCCUGAUACUGUAACAUGAAGUUGUUCAUGUGUAUGUUGUAGUUUAUUAAUGUCAUGUAUUCAUAUUGGAAAAAUAAAUUAAAUUUAAAAAGUC